UUAUUUAAAAAGUGAACACUAUUGCUCUUAUUUGGAAUAAUUUGGAAUAAGAUUUGUAACUCUUACCAUACAUAUGGAAUCAAGUACGAAAGAUCAAUGUGAAAGUAUUGAAAAUGGUGGUAUUGGUAAAAAUCGGAAAAGAAAUGAAAAACCACCUUUGUGGGAUUCUUUCCAAGAUCCCCCAUCUAAACGAUCUACAGGAUCAGCAACAAAUUGGGGAAAGCUCAAUAUUUUUUUAAAAAUAUUUAAGGCGUUUACUUACGUAUUCGUUUUUUUUACCAUAAUUAUAACAACAAUUAUAUCCAAGUUAUCAUUUAUGUUGAUGGUUGCGCAGAUACAAAACCGACGUCUGAAGUAUUGCGUUGUUCAAGAUAUGGUAAAUUCUUUGACUCUGCAAUUGCCGAAAGAAGAACAAAUAGCUUGGGUGUGGGCAAUAAUUAUUUCUUUCUCUGUUCCGGAAAUUUUUACAUUCUUUCGAUCUUUGCGAAUUUUUAUAUUUAAAUACGUUAAGACGCCAACACGACUGGAAGUACUUUUGGUGUGUUUAUUCGAAAUACUUCAUGUGAUUGGACUCGCUUUAUUUACUUUCUUAGUAUUACCUAAUCUGGACUCAAUUAGAGGCUUAAUGCUUUCCAACUGUGUUUGCUUUAUACCUAUUUUAUUAUUUGUUUUCAGCAAAGUCACACUAAAUUGGAGCUCAAUCAUUGGUUUCUGCACUGGCAUUUUAGCUCUUGUAUUCCAGGCGACCUCAUUUGUUGUUUGGCCGGCUAUGUCUAAAUUAAUUAGUAUACAAAUUUUAAUAGUGCCAUUAAUAUUAAUAUCUUGCCGUUGGUGGGAAAACUAUACCUACUUAAAUUCCGGCAUUGCGCAUUUUAUAAAAACCAUGCGGAAAACAAAGUCAAGAUAUCAAACAUACCUGUUUCUUUCACCAAUAAAAAUUGUACUGUUCUCAAUUGUUGGAUUCGCCUUACAUGGAUAUCGUUUUCCAGAAUAUUUGUCAAAUUUCUCGUAUGCAUGGAAGACACAUCAUUUCAGAAUUGAAAACGUAUCUAUAGAAUUAUCAUCAUUUUCUGGUUUUAAUGUUGAGUCCAAUUCAAGUGCUUUGUUUUACGUUUUAUUUCUACAAAUUGUUUCUUCAUAUUUAUGCUAUAUUUUUGCGAAAUUCGCUUGCAAAAUUAAAAUUCAGAAAUUUAGCUUUUCUUUGCCCUUUAGUUUGAUUGAUCCUAUAUCUGUGGCCAUUAUUAUAUUACUGACAUUUUGGCGAGAUUCAAAUGUUUGUGUAUUUCAUAACUAUGUACCUGAUUAUUUGAGCUUUAAUUCACUUUCUUCGAAAAAUAUAUUAAGUAGUUUGACAAACGAUUAUCUUUGGUUGUGGGUGUUAUGGUGGUUAUCCCAACUUUGGGUUACAGCUCAUAUUUGGUAUCCAAAAAACGAUAAAAACUCACCAACUGAAAAGUUGUUCGUUUGUCCGUGGUAUUGUCCAUUCUUGAUUGCUCAAUGUAUUACGAUGAAUCGACGCAUUAUUGACUGGAGCGAAGAAUACAUAGGCAGUAAAAAUUUACCAAAUCAUAAAGAUGCAGAUCCUACAUCUGAUGUAUUGGAAAGUGAUAAAAUUCCGCAAUUAAUUAUAUGCGCUACUAUGUGGCACGAAACUUUAGAUGAGAUGAUGGAGUUUUUGAAAUCAAUUGUUCGUUUAGACGAAGAUCAAUGCGCACGGCGAAUGGCAAAAAUUCAUAUUAAUGGUGGAAAACCUGAUGAUGAAUACUAUGAAUUGGAAACAAAUAUUUUCUUUGACGACGCAUUUAUUUUGGAUGAAGACUUGUGCGAAAAUUUGAAAAAUCCUCCGAUAAAUGACUAUGUUAAAAUACUUGUAACAAGUAUAGAGAAAGCUGCAUUUGAAAUUUAUGGGGUAUUUAUGAAAAUAAAGGCUCCAAUAAAAACUGAAACACCUUAUGGAGGACGUUUGGUGUGGACCUUACCCGGCCGCUCUAAACUGAUCGCACAUUUAAAAAAUAAAGAUAAAAUUCGACACAAGAAGCGUUGGUCUCAGGUUAUGUACAUGUAUUAUUUGCUAGGAUUUCGAAUCAUGGAAUUGGAAAAUUUAUCACCACGGCGUAAAACAAUCAUCGCAGAAAAUACAUUUUUAUUAGCACUUGAUGGAGAUAUAGAUUUUCAGCCCAAAGCCGUACAGUUACUAUUAGACAGAAUGAAGGCUAUUGAAGAACUUGGUGCAGCAUGUGGUCGUAUUCAUCCUGUUGGCAGAGGUCCAAUGGUUUGGUAUCAGAUAUUUGAAUAUGCAAUCGGCCAUUGGUUACAAAAAGCUACCGAACACGUCAUUGGUUGUGUUUUGUGUAGCCCAGGUUGCUUUAGUUUAUUUCGAGGUAGUGCGCUUAUGGAAAAUAGUGUCAUGAAAAAAUAUACUACAAUUUCCACUGAACCUAUGCAUUACAUACAAUAUGAUCAAGGCGAAGAUCGAUGGCUAUGUACUUUAAUUCUUAAGCAGGGAUUACGUGUUGAAUACUCUGCAGCAUCUGACGCAUACACACAUUCACCAGAAAUAUUUAACGAGUUCUAUAAUCAACGUCGUCGCUGGGUACCUUCCACAAUUGCCAACAUAUUUGAUUUGCUUUCCGAUGCGGAUAUGGUAGUUAAAAAUAAUAGCUCCAUAUCAACGCCUUACAUUAUAUAUCAAGCCAUGUUAAUGGUGGGCACAAUUUUAGGACCAGGAACUAUUUUUCUUAUGAUGGUUGGUGCUGUUGUUACUGUUUUUAGCAUUGAUAUAUGGACAGCGUUUCUUUGGAAUUUCAUACCUCUUCUAUGUUUUAUAUUAUCUUGUAUUUAUCUCAAACAACAGUUUCAGUUACUAUUGGCUUUUGUAAUUAGUUCAAUGUAUUGCUUGGUGAUGAUGGCCGUUUUAAUCGGAAUUAUUAUUCAAAUGAUCGAUGAUGGACCCUUUGCUCCUGCCUCUCUGUUUUUUCUCUUAGUGUUUUUACAAAUAUUUAUUGCUGGCCUCGUCCAUCCUCAAGAAAGUGCUGCCCUAAUAUGUGGUUUUAUAUAUUAUAUAACUAUACCUUCAAUGUAUAUGCUGCUUUUAAUAUAUUCUGUGUUCAAUAUGAAUGACGUUUCGUGGGGUACACGAGAGGUGGCGGUUAAAAAGGUGACUGAUAAUAACGAAAAUGCAGAAGAGAAUAUUGAAAGUAAAAACUAUUUACCCGGUUGGAUAAAUGAUCAACUUUUAGUAAAUUCUGAGUUGGGUGAAAUAUCAUUGAAGGAAAAGCGAUUUUGGAAGGAUCUAAUUAAGCAGUAUUUGAAACCGAUGUUUCACACAAAAGAAAAGAAAGCGGAAAUCGCAGAAAGUUUACAGAAUUUGCGUAAUAUGUUUGCCUUUGCUUUCGUUAUGAUUAAUUCGAUAUUUGUGUUAGUGGUAUUUCUUCUUCAGUUAAAAAAAGACUAUUUACACUUAGAAUGGCCACUGGAUCCGACAGAUUACAUUACAUAUGACGACGAUAACUCACAGAUUUACAUAUAUCGCUCUCAUAAGGAAUUAGAUCCAAUAGGCCUGUGUUUCGUAGUCUUUUUUGGUUUAAUCUUAAUAAUACAGUUUAUUGCUAUGUUCUUUCAUCGAUUUGCAACUAUUUCCCAGUUACUAGCAACUACAUCCCUGGAUUUCUUUGGCAGAUCAAGCACAAUAACUGAUGAAGAUGCUGCUCAAGAAAUAAAAGGUAAUGCAAUAAAUAUAGCUCGUCAGCUUCAACGACCAAAACGCUUAGAUGAAUACAACGAAGAAAAAAAUUAUGAUAAUGUACAGGAUGGAGAAGAGAGUGAAUAUACACCUAAACGACAGACCAUAUUUAAAUUACAUGAAAAUAGGGAUAAAAAUCAACUGGAUUACAGUGAUUUGCCAAGGAACUUUGAACGUCGGUUUUUAGGGGAAGAUGAUAUCAAAGCUAAUCAGAUUUCUAUGAGCAGAAAAUCUUUAAUGAUGUUGAAUGAGACCAGACAUAAUGCUAAGAGGCGUCUGACUCAGCAACUGCGACGUAAUACAGAGAUAAAUGAAAAUUCAACACUAACUUAUCAACACCCCUCAUAUGAUUUGAAAAUUUUAUAAGAUUUUUUAUAUAUGAAAUAUUAAUAAAUACACUU
Teleopsis dalmanni is the source of this 4143-nucleotide messenger RNA. It is a transcript of the gene Chs2, whose product is annotated as chitin synthase chs-2. The record is from RefSeq and is a predicted model, not a curated record. Gene Ontology annotation, cellular component: cell periphery; cell septum. The transcript is spliced from 14 exons. Gene Ontology annotation, molecular function: chitin synthase activity. NCBI's taxonomy places the organism in Eukaryota, Metazoa, Arthropoda, Insecta, Diptera, Diopsidae. Bases 74 to 4108 code for a protein of 1344 amino acids.